AGAGACAGGCCUGGGAUUGCAGCCCCCUCCCCGCGCGCUCUCUCCAGCACCCGGCUGUCGGCCGAGAGGCGGCCGCUGCUCUCUGGCGCCCCCAACCGGCCGUGGAAGAAAUGGGGACCCGCAGACCCGCUCGCGUCCUGGCCCCAGCGCGCAGGGAGAGAGCAGAGCUAGCCAGGGGGCCGCCAGAGUCGGGGUCCUCGGGCCGCGCCCUGCGCAGUGCUCCUGCGGCUCCAGGCUCCGGGCUCGGUCACCCCGGGCGAGAGCCAGUCAGCCUCGGACCCUCGCCCCACGCGGUCCUUUCCAGCCUCGGUGUUCCCGCCUCUGCCCUCGGGGCGACGCGCGGAGUGGCUGCAGCCGGAGCCCGUCGUCGCGGUGCAGGGGCCGGCCUGGGAAGGGUGGACGGGAGAGCCGCGCCCGAGUAAUGCUGCGGCCCAGCGAGGAAGGAGUGUCGCCUGCAGGUCACCCAGAGGACACCGGGAGGGGAAUUCCUGGGGUGGGAGUGAGGCGAGGUGGGUAAAGUGGAAGCAGGGGACUAUAGACCUUGGGUAGGACGCACUGCGGCCUGACCUUCCAGGGCCGCCAACGGAGUGCGGGAGAAGAGGGGACCGCGCACAGGACCCCUCCGCACGCCUCCAGCCCGUUCCCCCUGCUCCCAGCGCUCCCAGCCCCAGCGCUCCACGACCGCUGGACGCCCCGUCGGGUCCGGGUCUGGUAGAGAGGAAGGAGCCGCGCGGAGGCCGAGGGGGACGCGGGGGCUGGCGGGGACUGGCGCGGGGUCCGCGGCCGGGUCCCCGCACCGGGCACGUCCCGCCGCCUUCCGGAGCUCUCCCAGAAGAUGUCGGGAGCUAUCUUCACGCCCCUGGAGGGCCUGGGUGCGCUGGACGCGGCGAGCGGCCACCCGCUGGUGUGCCCGCUGUGCCACGCACAGUUCGAGCGACCCUGCCUGUUGGACUGCUUCCACGACUUUUGCACCGGCUGCCUGCGCGGUCGCGCCACGGAUGGCCGCCUCGCCUGCCCGCUGUGCCAACACCAGACGGUGGUGAAGGGCCCCAGCGGGCUCCCUCCGGUGGAUCGGCUGCUGCAGUUCCUGGUGGACAGCUCGGGGGAUGGCUCGGAGGCCGUGCAUUGUGCCAACUGUGACCUGGAGUGCAACAAGCAGGAUGCAGAGACCACGUACUUCUGCAACACGUGUGGGCAGCCGCUGUGCGCGCGCUGCCGCGAUGAAACGCACCGGGCACGCAUGUUCGCGCGCCACGACAUCGUGGCUCUGGGGCAGCGCAGCCGCGACGUGCUCCAGAAGUGCAGUGAGUGCGGCGCGCCAGGCAGGGGCCCGGGGGUCGGGGGCCGGUGGCCGGGAUGGCCGGAGCCGGGCGGGGGCGAGCCUGCCCGGAGCCCUCACCACUGCUCCCGCCGCAGCGCUGCACGCCGAGCCCUACAUCAUGUUCUCCACCGACAAGAAGUCGCUGCUGUGCAUCCGCUGCUUCCGGGACAUGCAGGGGGAGAGCCGGGCGCACUGCGUGGACCUCGAGUCAGCCUACGUGCAGGGCUGCGAGCGGCUGGAGCAGGCAGUCCUGGCCGUGAAGGCCCUGCAGACGGCCACCCGGGAGGCCAUCGAGCUGCUGCGGGCCAUGGUGGAGGACGUGCGGCGCAGCGCCGCGGAGGAGGAGGCUGCCAUCCAUGCCCUCUUCGGCAGCGUGCAGACUGGCGGAGAGGAAAGCGCUGUUGCUGCAGGCUGUGCAGAGCCAAUACGAAGAGAAGGACAAAGCCUUCAAGGAGCAGCUCUCCCACCUGGCCACUCUGUUGCCCACCCUGCAGCUUGGCCAGUAAGGCUGAGUUCCUGGACCUGGGCUACGAGCUGAUGGAGAGGCUGCAGGCCAUCGUCACCCGUCCCCAGCACCUCCGGCCAGCGCAGGACAGCAAGAUCACUAGCGACCACCACGCGGAGUUUGCGCGCUGCCUGGAGCCGCUGCUGCUGCUGGGCCCGCGGAUGGCAACAGGUGCUGGGGCCGGCACCAGCACGCUAGCAGCGGGCUCAGGCCCCAAGGUGCUGAUGGGGCCCAGCUGCCCUUCCCCAGCGGGAAGGAUGUUGGGGUCUCUGGUCCGAAAGCCCACGCCGCACCGGUCCAUCAGCACCAAGGUGCUGCUGACGGAGGGGGAGGACACGCCGUUCUCAGAGCACUGCCGCCACUAUGAGGACUCCUACCGGCGCCUGCAGGCAGAGAUUCAGAACCUGAAGGACCAGGUCCAAGAGCUGCACCGGGACCUCACCAAGCACCACUCGCUCAUCAAGGCGGAGAUCAUGGGAGACAUCCUGCACAAGUCCCUGCAGGUGGACGCGCAGAUUGCCUCCGAGUACGCUUCCCUGCAGGGGAUGAGAGCAGUCUUCCAGGAGAUUUGGGAGGAAUCCUACCAGCGGGUGGCUAACGAGCAGGAGAUUUACGAAGCCCAGCUCCAUGACCUUCUCCAGCUGAAGCAGGAGAAUGCCUACCUGACCACCAUCACCAAGCAGAUCACGCCCUACAUCCGCUCCAUUGCCAAGGUGAAGGAGCGGCUGGAGCCCAGGGUUCUGAAACUUCCCACUGGUGAGGGUCUACUUGCGUCCAUCAAAAAGAACCCGGUCUUUGCAGUCUGGAAGUUUGUCUCCUUCAGUUUUGACACACAUCUUUUGGAACCAAGUUUUAGCAACUUUGAGGAAGAAGGAAAAUUAAAGUGUGUGCAACUAUAUGUUCACCCAAGCCACAAGUGAGCCUCCUGACUCGGGGAUGUCAGACUUGGCACAGCUCUGCACAGUCCUGGUGGUGUCCGGGUCUACCCAGGAUGGGCUGCAGCGUCUCCUCCUCAGCGAGUGUUCAAAGCCGUUCACUCCACACACUGCACAAUUCCAUUUAUAAAACCUAAGAACCAGACACACCUGCAUCAGCAGUUGAGGCCCCGGGGGCCUCUGGGCGGAGGUGACGUUCUGGGUCCUGCCUACCCAACUUAUUCAGGCUACGCACGCGUACCAAGCCUCGUUCUUAUCAUUGGUGCGCAUUUCCUUCUGGGUGCUCUGCUUCAGUGCGAAAAUGGCUUCAAGUAAUGUGCUCCUGGCUGCCUGGCUUUGUGGGGGAAAUGGCGCCUGUGAUCCGUUUUGGCAAAGCGAAAGCAGCUCAGGCUAGAGCCUGGCUCCUAGAGGUUCGGAGGGAGGAAGGAGGUUGCCUCCAUCCCUUUCCAGGGCCCCAUUUUCCAGGUGUCUGGUGCUGCCGCCUCUGCUUCCUCCCCUUGCACUGCGGGCAGCCCCACCCGCCCCGAGCCCGCUCCUGGGGCCGGUUGUCCUCAGGGGCCUCUGGCUGCAGCCCUCGGUCUCUCAGUAGUGCUCACGGCCGUCCUCACCACACUCCUCUCUUUCUUCCGAGGCAGCCCACACCUGUUUCCCUCCUGCCGCUCAGUCUGUCCCUUCUUAGGCUGUCUGGCCACUCUGCCACCUCUGCGCGGUGCCCAAGCGUCAGCUUUCCCCACGGCCCAGUCCUACAGCCUCUCCCCAUCCCACACCCUAUGCUUAAGUGGCUUCACCCAGUCCCAACUUUAAAAUCCCACUGUGACACAGACGACCUUCAAGCCCUCCCCAGCACAGGCCCUCCUGAGCUCCAGACCCCUCUCCAACUGCCCCUUCCUGGGGGUCUCCACUUGGACACCUCACAGGUGCCUCAGCUCCCCCAGUGGCAGGACUCCAUAACCGUCCCCCCAACCCAGUGAGUGACAUCACAGCACCCAGAUGCCCCAGUGAGAAGGCCAGGGGCCUUCUGAUUCCUUUCCUUUCUUUUCCUCGCCUCAUUUCCAACAACCCUGAGUCCUGCUGACAUGACUGUCUCAGACCAUAGCUGUCCCCAUGGCUGCCCCAGGCCAAGCCACCGUCACCGACCAUCUCCGGCCCCUCUAGGGUGUUCCAUAGCCAGCGGUCUUAAAGCCUAGAGUUCCCAUCACUCUGGGCCUGACAGCCCUUUUGGGACCCUCCUUGUCCCCCUCCAACCAGACUAGCCCCUCACCACACUCCAGUCACAAUGGCCUUUCAGCUCCCCAGACAAGUCAGACGAGUUCCCCCUUCCCAUCCUCUGCCUGGACCGCUCUUGCUUCAGACUGGCCCAGACAGAGAUCCUCUCCACACGGGUCCCUGCUGCCUGGCCCUGCGGCGCCUUCUUCCCAACCUCCCAUGUCUCCUGACCACAACGCAGCUGUCCCGAGAACGGCCCCAGCCCUAGUCAGUAUCUGAGGACCAAAACCCUAGGCAGGCCCACGAGUGUCUCGCUCAGUUGGGUUGUCUAGAGAGCUGCAGACAGGCUGUGGCCUGCUCUGCUGCCUUCAAGCCUGCUGGGAGCUGUUUCUCUC
Molecule: messenger RNA, 4362 nt
Organism: Mustela erminea (ermine)
Lineage: Eukaryota; Metazoa; Chordata; Mammalia; Carnivora; Mustelidae
Gene: RNF207
Product: ring finger protein 207
Exons: 16
Coding region: 836-2746 (636 amino acids)
Biological process (GO): regulation of cardiac muscle contraction; regulation of heart looping
Cellular component (GO): perinuclear region of cytoplasm
Molecular function (GO): Hsp70 protein binding; transmembrane transporter binding; zinc ion binding
Source: RefSeq, a predicted model, not a curated record